Molecule: messenger RNA, 1071 nt
Organism: Salvia splendens (bonfire salvia)
Lineage: Eukaryota; Viridiplantae; Streptophyta; Magnoliopsida; Lamiales; Lamiaceae
Product: Bifunctional inhibitor/lipid-transfer protein/seed storage 2S albumin superfamily protein
Exons: 1
Coding region: 24-857 (277 amino acids)
Source: RefSeq, a predicted model, not a curated record
UCAUCAUAUGCAACAUCUUCAACAUGGACAACCACAAAAUUGCUCAAAUCAUAAUAUUUCUCAAUUUAGGAACUCUUCUUGUUACUAUAGCAUGCCCAACUUGUGAGAUCCCUACUCCACCAAAGGUGAAACCACCACACCCCCCUAAGCCUCCGGCGCCGACACCAACGCCCCACGUCCCCAAACCACCGAUACACCCGCCACAUGUAAAACCGCCGUACCACCCCAAGCCAACACCUACCGUCCCGCCAAAGGUGAAACCGCCUCCCAUGGUCAAGCCACCACCCACUGUACCCAAGCCUCCCGUAGUCGAGCCACCAGUCGUACCAAAACCACCCGUUGUCACUCCCACACCGCCUGUCGUGCCUAAACCUCCAGUAGUCGAGCCACCAGUCGUACCAAAACCACCUGUUGUCACUCCCACACCACCUGUCGUGCCCAAACCUCCCGUAGUUGAGCCACCAGUCGUACCAAAACCUCCCGUAGUUGAGCCACCGGUCACUCCCACACCUCCCAUUGUCAAACCCACUCCACCAUCAGAAACUCCGUGUCCACCACCACCACCAACGAUACCGCGACCACCACCAAAGGCAUCAGACACGUGCCCAAUCGACACCUUGAAACUAGGCGCGUGUGUCGACCUAUUGGGUGGCCUCGUGCACAUAGGGGUUGGGCCAAGCGCCAAGGAAAAGUGCUGCCCGGUGCUAGAGGGGCUAGUGGGGUUGGACGCUGCCCUCUGCCUAUGCACUACCAUCAAAGCCAAGCUUCUCAAUAUCAACAUUAUCCUCCCCAUUGCCCUAGAAGUUCUUGUUGGCUGUGGCAAAACUCCACCUUCUGGAUUUCAAUGCCCUGCUUAGUUAUUAUUAAGGUUGUUACAACUUUUUUAUUACAGUACUACAAAAUUUCCUAAUACUUGUGUCUUGAUACCAUAAAAUGGGAUCUUAUUCAGUUUUGAAAUCAAUAUUGAAUAAGAGACUACUUAGAUUGUAGACACAAGUGUAUGCUUAUAUAUUUUUUCAAUUUCAAAAUGUAUGCUAGUGUAUACAUAAAUAUCAAUUUCAGUUUCGACAA